Molecule: messenger RNA, 1311 nt
Organism: Cotesia congregata
Lineage: Eukaryota; Metazoa; Arthropoda; Insecta; Hymenoptera; Braconidae
Source: the annotation of a GenBank genome assembly
AUGGCAACUGUCAGCUUCAAAGUUUAUCUGCAUCAUGAAGCAGAUGCUUCAUAUCAAGAAAUACGGCGCUUUGGUAUUGAUUCUGACGUAGUGACAAAUUACAUUUAUUUGCGUGAAAAAUUACAAAAUAUAUUUCCCAACAUUCGUGAUUCUGAUGGUGAUGACGUAGUGAUAUCAAGCGAUGAAGAAUUGCAGAUUGCCUUGAACGAGACAGGUUUAGAAUCAGUUCGUAAGCUCUACGUAAAAUUGCGCUCCGACUAUUCACCGGAGCCAGAAUCCGACUCAUCGAGCAUACUGCAUCCAGGAAUAUCCUGUGAUGGAUGUAACGGAGUUGUACGGGGCUACCGAUUCAAGUGCGUCCAAUGCCCGGACUACGAUCUUUGUUCAAAGUGUCAUGGCCAUGGAAUCCAUUCCGAUCACUGCAUGUUGCGCAUCGUUACUCCAGUUGACUGGAAGGCGCACCACGGAAGACGUUUGUCGCGUCACAUGAAUAAAUUCGUUCGCAAGAACUUCAUUCCGGUUGACGAGUGCGAAGAACCCGCAGGAAUUUGUGGAAAUACUGGCGAUUCAUCAAAGAAAUGCCCGCGGUCUCAACGACGUCGUCAUUGCCCGGUUUCGGAUGCAGCAUCUGCCGCGGCAUCUGCUGCCGCCUCUGCAGCUGCUGCUGCUGCGGUCACUGAUGCCGGUGGUUGGAUUGAUUCGCUCGCAGCUUAUCUCAAUGAUUGGGCAAAUAUUCCCGCAGAAUGUCCUAUGAAGAAACCGGGCUUUGACAAGCCUGCUGAAGCUCAAGAAGCUAAAGAGCAGCCUAAGGAGAAGCAACAAGAGCAACAACAACAAUCUAAAUCUCAGGAUGCUAGAAAAGAUCCACACAUUGAGCUUUUUAAAUUAGUGGGACAAAAUUUGUCUCAAUUUUUGGACCCACUUGGAAUUGACGUUAACUUUCAACUAAAAACUAACGACGCUCCUGCUUCUACGUCUGGAGCUACUAAAACCAACGAGCAGCCUCAAGCUGCUGGACCUUCUGCUAAGAAUUCUGACAAGUCUAAAACCUCGUCACCAACUCCAGCUACUCCUACUAAUUCAGCAACUCCAUCACGGCCUAAAACUCCUGAGCAAGUCAGUGCUGAAAAAAGCAAGCUACCGAAGGCAACCCCUACUCCCGUUUUCUAUCACUCUGAUCCUAAAAUUCAGAAAGCUGUUGAAGCAAUGAUCCAGAUGGGAUUUUCAAACGAGAGCGGAUGGCUUACUAAUCUUUUGGUCACUAAGGAGGGUGACAUUGUCCGUGCUCUUGAUGCUUUGCAACGCCGCUAA